ACCUUUGUGCGUGAGAUUUUACGUGGGCGAACAGUACAGUUGGGACACGGGAAGAUGGAGGUGCCGGAGGAAGAAGCUAUACGUGAGUUCGUUACAGUAACAGGCGCCGAGGAGGAGCGGGCCCGCUUCUACCUGGAGUCCGCGGACUGGGACCUGCAGCUCGCCCUGGGCAGCUUUUAUGAAGAAGGUGGUGACGAUGAUGUGAUAACUCUUCCACAGCCUGAACCCAGUACAGGUUCGAGAACCGUAGCACCAAGUGAUGCCCGAGUAACCUCGUUCAGAGAUUUGUGGCAUGAAGAGAAAGAUGACGAAGACGACGAGGGCCAAAGGUUUUAUGCUGGUGGAUCAGAAAGAAGUGGCCAACAAAUUGUUGGUCCUCCAAAAAAGAAGAAUUCUAAUGAAGUAGUGGAAGAUCUGUUUAAAGGGGCAAAGGAACAUGGCGCGGUUGCUGUUGAGCGAGCUGGCAGAAGUCCUGGAGAAUCCAGCAAAUCUAAACCAUUUGGUGGUGGUGGAUACCGUUUGGGAGCAACUGAAGGAGAACAGUCUGCAUAUGUUACAGGAGAGAGGAGAGCAGAGACAGCACAAGAUGUUCAUGUUAUACUGAAGCUCUGGAAAAGUGGUUUCAGCGUUGAUGAUGGGGAGCUGAGAAAUUACACUGACCCUGCCAAUGCCCAAUUCCUAGAAGCUAUUAGGCGAGGUGAGAUUCCACUGGAGUUGCGAAGAUUGGCUCGAGGUGGACAGGUAAAUCUGGACAUGGAAGACCACAGAGAUCAGGAAUUUGUAAAAUCAAGGGCUGUGUUUAAGGCAUUUGGAGGAGAAGGACAGAAGUUGGGGAGUGCCACACCCCAGCUAGUCACUACAACUUCUCCAGCACAACAAGCAGAAAAUGAAGCAAAGGCAAGUUCUUCUGUUAAUGUAAAUGAAUUGCUACCGACCACUAGUAUCCAGAUACGGCUUGCAGAUGGAGGGCGUCUUGUUCAGAAGUUCAAUCACACGCAUAGUGUUCAGGAUAUUCGACAUUUCAUUAUUGAUGCCCGUCCGGCUCUCGCAUAUACUCCUUUUGUGCUGAUGACCACCUUCCCUAGUAAAGAGCUGACAAAUGAGAAUGAGACCCUGAAAGAAGCCAAUCUGCUGAAUGCUGUAAUAGUACAGAGGCUGAAAUGAAUGCACUUCUCCAUCAAACCUCAUGUUUGUGGAGUAUUUGAACUGUUCGGACUUUCUGUUAGUUUAACUCACUGGUUGUGAUAAAUUGGAGAAAAUGCUUUUAAAUGAAACUGUUCACCCUUAGAGUUAUUCAACUAAUAAUAUGUGAGCAUUCAGUUACACAGCUUUAAGCGUGACUUUGUGAUAUAAACCUUAAUUGCGUAUUCUGAUUUGUAAUUUUUUUUGCGAUUUUUAAGUGAAAAUAUUAUACAUUAAAAGUUCAAAUCCACAAA
Carcharodon carcharias (great white shark) is the source of this 1436-nucleotide messenger RNA. It is a transcript of the gene nsfl1c, whose product is annotated as NSFL1 (p97) cofactor (p47). The transcript is spliced from 9 exons. Gene Ontology annotation, cellular component: nucleus; cytosol. The record is from RefSeq and is a predicted model, not a curated record. NCBI's taxonomy places the organism in Eukaryota, Metazoa, Chordata, Chondrichthyes, Lamniformes, Lamnidae. Gene Ontology annotation, biological process: nuclear membrane reassembly; membrane fusion; Golgi organization. Gene Ontology annotation, molecular function: ubiquitin binding. The coding region runs from base 55 to 1164 and encodes 369 amino acids.